Molecule: messenger RNA, 2576 nt
Organism: Sinocyclocheilus grahami
Lineage: Eukaryota; Metazoa; Chordata; Actinopteri; Cypriniformes; Cyprinidae
Gene: arnt
Product: aryl hydrocarbon receptor nuclear translocator
Exons: 17
Coding region: 334-2220 (628 amino acids)
Biological process (GO): regulation of DNA-templated transcription
Cellular component (GO): nucleus; cytoplasm; transcription regulator complex
Molecular function (GO): DNA-binding transcription factor activity; protein dimerization activity
Source: RefSeq, a predicted model, not a curated record
UGAUGAUGAUGAGGGAGGCGGAUCGAAUGACAAGGAGAGAUUUGCCAGGCCGUUUGAAGAGGCUUGUUCUUUCAGCUCUCAUGAGAUUGUUCAUACACAUUUGUUUUGUCAUGGAGAGAUGAGUGUUGUCUCAUUUGACGAGCACAUUGAUGCAGUCUUUAUUUGCUUAUUCAUCCAUCUCUCUCUCUCUCUCGUUUUCUCGUUGUUGCUUUCUCUCGACCUUUUCUCUGCCCCUGCUCUCUUCUCCCCACGAUUGCAUGCGCCGCCCAUCUCUCAUGACCUCCUGACCGCAGGGAGAAUCACAGCGAGAUCGAGCGCAGGCGGAGGAAUAAGAUGACCGCUUACAUCACGGAGCUGUCAGACAUGGUGCCCACCUGCAGCGCUCUGGCGCGCAAACCAGACAAGCUCACCAUCCUGCGCAUGGCUGUGUCGCACAUUAAGUCUUUCGGAGGCAGCAGCAGCACCGAUGGAGCAUGUAAACCCUCCUUUCUCACAGACCAGGAGCUGAAGCACCUGGUUCUGGAGGCGGCUGAUGGCUUUCUGUUCGUAGUGUCGUGUGAAACCGGCCGUGUGGUUUAUGUGUCGGACUCGGUCACACCGGUUCUGAACCAGGCUCAGUCGGAUUGGCUCGGAUCAUCGCUGUACGACCAGCUCCAUCCAGACGACACAGAGAAACUCCGAGAGCAGCUCUCCACCAGCGAGAACAACAAUGCCAGCCGGAUGUUGGACAUGAAAACAGGCACGGUGAAGAAAGAGGGUGGGCAGGCCUCUGUGAGGAUGAGUAUGGGCACACGCCGCUCCUUCAUCUGCAGGAUGAGAUGUGGAGUGUGUCCCGUAGAGCCGGUGUCCAUGAACAGACUCAACUUCCUGAGAAGCAGAAACAGGAAUGGACUGGGUCCUCAAAAGGAGGGCGAGCCGCAGUAUGCGGUCAUGCACUGCACAGGCUUCAUCAAAUCCUGGCCUCCUGCAGGAGUGACUCUUUCUGAAGAGGAGGCCGAUAAUAAUCAGGGAAAUCGUUUCUGUCUAGUCGCCAUUGGAAGGCUACAGGUCACAGGUUGCCCGAACGACACAAACAUAAAUAACAUCAGCGUUCCAGUGGAAUUUAUUUCCCGCCACAACUGUCAGGGUCUCUACACCUUUGUGGAUCACCGCUGUCAGGCGACGAUUGGCUACCAGCCUCAGGAGUUACUGGGGAAGAACGUUCUGGAGUUUGCACAUCCAGAAGACCAGGGCUUACUGCGAGACAGCCUUCAGCAGGUGGUUAAACUGCGAGGUCAGGUGCUCUCGGUGAUGUUCCGGUUCCGCUCUAAAUCCCACGAGUGGAUCUGGAUGAGAACCAGCUCGUUCACCUUCCAGAACCCUUUCUCUGAAGAGAUCGAGUACAUCAUCUGCACCAACGCCAAUGUCAAGCAGAUGCAGCAGCAGCAGGCCGAGUUAGACGAAGGGAUGGGACGAGACGCAGCGUUUGAAACCAGUCAGGUCACUCUCCCUCAGGUUCCGCUGCAGACUGUGAGUGUUGUCAGUCCUGAUCACAACUCUAAGGCCAUGUCCUCCAGCGGACAGCAGGUUUAUCCACCAGCAGCGUCUUUCCCCAGCUCUGCUCGUCCCAGCGAGCCCUUCAGGUCAGCUGGAAUGGCUCAGCAGAUGGUUCCUCACUCAGUGGGUCAGAUGCUGGUGCAGAUGUCCCUUCAGAACACACCGUCUGGAGUCAGCGGCAGCAACAACAGCCCUAUUCAGGCCCAGAUGCGUCCCACCGCGCCUCCUGGAGUCUGGUCUGCUGCACAACUGCCCUUCAACACACAGCAGAUGGCAGGUCAAGUUGGAAAGAGUCAGUCAGCUCAGUUUAACAUGAGAAGUUUCAGCUCCGCCCCUUCUUCCUCCACUUCCUCUUCCUUUGGCCAGAUGGGCGGGGCUUCUGCUUCAAUGGCCAACACUUCAAAUUACCAACAAAUAAGCAGUCACAACAACCCUUCAACUAAUGGAUUCGGCGAUGUUAAUCAGAUGGGAGUGCAGUUCAGCUCCAGGCCAGCAGAGGGAGUGUCAGGCUGGCAGCAGUGGCAAACUCAGCCACACACUCAAGGCACUGCAGACGCACACCAGCAGCCUCAAAACAUCCAGCCAGAGAUGUUUCAGGAUGUUAUCUCCAUGUUGGAUCAAACCAGCAGCUUCAGCAACGAUGAUUUCGCCGAGAUGCCCAUGUUUCCUCCUUUCCCCGAGUGAUCCCGCUUCACUCCCUGUUGCUCUCUCACACGCCAUUUCUUACUCCCUUAACCAAAUCGAUGGCAGAACUGAGGCACAGAGGGAUAUAAAACAAGAGUGAGACUGAUGCAUUGUGAGAAUGGAAGUUAUAAGCCAUAAUGUGAGGAUACAGAGUAGUGCACAGACAGACAGGUCUUGUUGAAAUGUGUUCACUUUAAAAUCACGCACAAUUGCACACUUCGAGCACAAGAGGUCUCACACUGUCUGCUGUACACGCACAUGCUUUGAUUUAUGAGAUGGCCACACACAUACACUCGCAUUCACACACACACUUGCAUAACACACUCACACACACACACACACACACACUUGCAUAC